Bactrocera dorsalis (oriental fruit fly) is the source of this 441-nucleotide messenger RNA. RefSeq lists its product as uncharacterized. Lineage: Eukaryota; Metazoa; Arthropoda; Insecta; Diptera; Tephritidae. The record is from RefSeq and is a predicted model, not a curated record. The transcript has a single exon. Bases 75 to 356 code for a protein of 93 amino acids.
CUAGUGGGUCAGUCGAAAUUUGAAAAGCUGAAUGAGACGUUUGUUCGCUGCUGCUUAUCUUCACAGCGCUAAACAUGGAAUAUUUCAAAAUUGCUUUGGUUUUACUGGCGUUAUGUGCCUACAGCUCAGCAUUUACUCGCUUGCCCAGAAGUAAUGAGGAGAGUGACGAUGAUGUGACGACAAAUAAGCCCCUAGGAAUCGCUUCAGUUAAGUCACGUGCCAUCGCCAUGGACCGAGGCCUCUGCCGGGAACUUUCGCGCUAUCACCCACAUUAUCCACGCUGCCAGGAAUAUUGUAAGAAGCUCAACCACUGGAUGGGAAUGUGCCGACGUGAGAGCUGUCAUUGUUAUUCUUAGAGACAAAGAAUUUAUUGUACCAGUUUGUGCUUCUACUUAAUUGAAAGUGUGCUAUAAUAAAUAUUUGAUAGUGCAAAGUGCCAAA